AUGGAUCAUAGAAACACGAGCCCAAAGACAUCCAAACACUCUACAACAACAGUAUCUGAUACACCUCAACAAAAUAUUAUACCCUUACCCUCCUACUGUUUAUAUUCUAAAAGAGCUUUACUAAAUGAAUACGCGCCUGAAUCGGAUAUUAUACAAUACUUAUCACCAAAAGUUAACAAUCAGUUCCUCAAAGAAAAACUUCCGAUGUUUGUGGGAGUUUUACAGUCAUUAUCUGCAGUAGUGAGCGACAUGCCAUUUUUCAGUGAAGAAGAAGAGGAGGAAGACGAAGAAUAUGGAAUUGACAGUAGCAGUGAUGACAGUGAUUCAGACAGAUCUAGGUUCAAUGACAAUGAUUCUGUUGUCAAUUUUGGAAGUAGGAAUGCCUUUCAAUCCACAACAAGGAGAGCAUCUCACCAUAGCGGCAGAGAAGGCAAACAGAAACAAGAACUUCAAAAGGACGUCAGUAUUAUUGGAUUGCGUACGUUGAAACUGGUGGUAUGGAAUCAAUCUUUGCAUUUGGAUAGAACUGGUGACUUGUCUUUAGUGAUUAUAGUAUCUGCUCAUCUUUCAGACAGCAUCAUCUUGAAGAAUAUGGAAAUCUUGAAGCAGAAUCUUAAAAGACAACAAUAUGACGCUAAGCAAUUUAGACUUGACGAGAAUCUAAUGAACGCAAAUGAUGUACCAGUAAGUAGCACUUCCGAAGAUUAG
Mycotypha africana is the source of this 708-nucleotide messenger RNA. RefSeq lists its product as uncharacterized. Lineage: Eukaryota; Fungi; Mucoromycota; Mucoromycetes; Mucorales; Mycotyphaceae. The record is from RefSeq and is a predicted model, not a curated record. The coding region runs from base 1 to 708 and encodes 235 amino acids. The transcript has a single exon.